AUGCCUCACCAACACUCCAAAAAACAUCGACAUUCAGGCCGAAGCAGUUCGCGCUCCAAAAGAGGUCAGUCAAGUUUUUUUUUCAUUUUUCAUUUUGAAAAAAAAUCCUGGAGCUAAACAUUUAGCGGGCUCUUCGACAAAUAUCGGGUUUCCACGAGAAAAUUGUCUCUUUUUACACAAUUUUUCGUGAUUUUCUUAGUUUUUUUCGGGCAAGAAAUACAAAUUUCAUUUUUUCCUUGUUGUUUUUUUUGAAAAAACUUAGCUUUUAGGGGUACUGUAUGUAGCCUAGUUCAGCAGAUUUUCUCUAAUGACUCAUCAAAUAUGCACUUCACGGAAUGAUCAAGUAGCCUAAUGUCAACAAUUUGUGAUCAUUUAUUCCUAGUAUUUAAGUAGAGUACAGUACUCAAAAAACUUUAUUUAAAACUUUGUAGAUCAAAUAUUUUUGUGGUAGAUCAAAUUUUUUUAAUAUUCAAUUUCAAAAAAUAACAAAAAUAUUAUUUUUUUCAAAUAUUUACCUCUCUCUAUCUCCCUGUUUUCACAAAACAGAAAGAAAAAGCUAAUCUUAGAUAGAUCAAGUGUUGUUUAUGAGUGGUUUUUGGGAGAAAGAGCGGGCAGAGGGGUCAUAAAUUGAUUGGCGGGAAAACAAAACAUAUACACCCAUAGUGGUGAGGAAGAGCAGACGCCUUUGCACUUUUUUUUUGCUUCACGUUGGUUUUUUUCUUUUUUGCUUUUCUGGUUGUUGUCAGUGAGAGUGAGAUUAGUGACUUUUUUGGAAGAGAGUUUUUGGUUUUUUUAGUGAAGUGGGUUCAAAAAUUGAAAGCGGUUGAGAUUUUUUUUUCUGAAAAAAAAGUUAACAUUGUAAUUAUGCUAGUGAUUUUGAGUUCUGAUUUAAUGUAGUUUUUUUUAAUUCUGAAGUUUCAGCCCCUUUAGAAGAUGAUCUCUGAUCUGAAAUUUUUGAACUUAAAAAAGUAGAUCAAAGUGUGUUUUUUCUAGGCUCUCUAGGCUCUCUAAACUCUCUAGAGCCUUGGAAAACUUUCAAAAAUCUCUGAUUUCAUCAUGUUCUGUUCUCCGAGUUAAAAACUGGAAACAAUUGUUAUUGCAAGCCAAGAGGCACAAAAAAAAUGAAUCGUCCAAAAUCAAAAAAUCUUUUUCAUUUUUUUCUGGUUGAACACAUGUUUCUUUUAGGCUUUUUUCUUUCAUUUUUCUACUGUUACUAGAAAUUUUAUCGGUUUUUUUUGCUUUAGAAUCUUCCUUUUUCUCAAGGGAUCUAGAUAUUUCCAAUGGUGAAACAAAAAAAAAAAAUUUUUUUUUAGAACAAAAAAUCAUGUCUAAUUUUUCUCUGUUUCCCGAGGCGUUGAAAAUCAAAUUAUGUAUCUAAAAAAUCUUGUGUAUUCUUCUUCCUUGACUCUAAAAUUGUCCUGUUUUCAUUUUUUUUUCAAAAAAAAAAAACAAAUUCAAAACACAGGGAGGUCCAUAAUUAACAAAGACCACCAUGUGUUUUUCCAAGAAAAUAUGGCGUUUAUUAUUUAUGAAUCCAGAUUUUUUUAGGCUAUGUAUCUCAAAGAAUAAAAAAUGAAUUUUUUUCUUGGAAUAAAAACAUAAGGUCAAUAAUUCUCUAUUCUCGAGACCUUUUUAUGAAUAAGAAAAAUAUUCUUGGCGUUUUUUUUUCUAUUAUGAGAAAAUUCUUGGAAUCUCCAAAAUAAAAAUAAAAGACUUCCUCUAUAUAUUUUUCUAUCAAAAGGUCAGAUGUUUCAAUUUCAAUGUCUUUUGUUUUUCUUUGCAAACACCACAACAUAAGAAGCGAGAAAAAACAACACAUACAAAACGACGCUCGUUUUCAACAUAAUUGAUGAUGAUUUUCGUAUGUGUGUGUAUGUGUGUGUCUCUUUUUUCUUGCUCUUCCUUUUUUUUGGGAUGGAAAAGUAGAUGUGUGACAAAAAAGAAGAUACUUUUAAUAGUUUCGGUGUAGUUUCUCGAUCUUAUUUAUUCCUUCAGGAUUUUUCUCGCCUCUUUUUUUCUUGUUCUUUGAUAUAAUCUAGGGAAGGUUUUUGAAGAGGUUUACAGAACGUUUAAUAAGAUUUUUAGAAGCCCGGGAGAAUUUCAAGAAGUCUUUCUGAAUCUGUCAAAAAUUCUAGAAGGGUACUGAUAGUUCCUAAAUUUAUUUUGAAGCCGGGAAACCCCCAGAAAAUUCGACAUUGAGAAACUGUUUUGAAGUUAGUAAAAGUCCGGAUAAAAUUCUUAAACUUUAUUUUUCUGGUACUAUUUUUAGCCCAUGUAAUAUUAAAAAUAAUAGUUUGAAAAUUUGUAUUGCUCAUGUUAGAAAAUAUUUUUUCAUUAUUUUUUUAAUUUUUCACCAGGGAAAAAUGUUUUACAAGUUUUUGAAAAAAGAUUUUUUUUUAAAUUCAGUUACUGUAAAUAACAAUGUUCAUCUCAUAACAUUUUUGGCAACAUUCUGAACCUAUUCAAUAUUCCAAAAACGCGUGAUGUCCUUUUCCUGAACCCCUAUCCCCAUUUAAUUUUUCAAAGAAUUCCCAAAAUGUUAUUCAACACGGAAGAGUCAUUCUAAUUAGUAGGCACUUUGUGUUUUUCAUGUAAAAAAAAGUAAUUCCAAACUUUUUUUCUCACUCAUCCCUCACAUUCGCAAAAAAUUGCCUCUCAACAACUUUCAAAAGUCCACUCAUUUAUCCUUCAAAAAGUGUCAUAACCACAAAAUUCCCCUUUUCUUCAAUUCUUUUUUUUCACAAAAAUUGUGUGUUUUUGCCGUCUUCUCGACUCAUCAAAACAGAAAAGCUAUAAAGAAGCGGCGAAAAAAAACUGAUUGUAAUAUAGCUAUCUGAUUUGAAAUGAUGAAAAGCAAAAAAUAGCGGGCAAUUUUUUCAGAGUCAUCAAGGAGAAGAGAAAUAAGAGGAGAAACACCACCUGGUGAAGAGGACGACGAACAUCGAAUGGAGCUCAUUGACAAAACAGUUGAGCUGAGAGGCAGUCAGAUACUCAACAUGAAUUCUUAUCAUGCAAUUGUUUGGCGGAGGAGGUUUAUGGCGUUUGCGACGCUUUUGGCGUGGGUGAGUAUAGGGGUUCCAGCCUUCUGAAGAUGUCAUGAUGUCUAGGGGUGGCGCCUUGAGGAGCAACUUUUCUGACAAGCAUCCACUCCUUGACAACUCGUUUUUGAGUUGUCUAGCAUUUGCGUCUCUAGAAGAUACUUAUUAUGAUGUCUAGGGGUUGCGCCUUGAGGAGCAACUUUUCUGACAAGCAUCCACUCUUUGACAACUAGGUUUUGAGUUUUCUAGCAUUUGCGCCUUUAGAAGAAGGUAUGGUGUCUAGGGGUGGCGCCUUGAGAAGCAACUUUUCUGACAAGCAUCCACUCCUUGACAACUAGUUUUUUUCCAGAUCGGCGUCGGAAUUUACAGCAUCGCAGUAGCAACAUCUCACUGGCAGCAUAUCUCCUUUUGGAACUCACAUUCUCAAAAAGUUCACGUUGAUCUCGGUGUUUGGGGUGAAUGGAGAACUAUUGAUAUAUGGAGUGGUCCAAAAGUGGUAUAUCAAGGUAAAUUUUUUUCUCGAGAAAAAAUACUCUUCAGAUUUUUUAUCACCAAUAUCAAAACAAUUAAAGACACCUGUCAUGACAAUAACAAAGUCGUUGAUAGAUGAAAAAUCACAUUUCAUGUAUUGAUUGAAAAAUACGAAACGGUAUAUUUUUCAGUCGAUUGGAUUCCACAUUUCCCAACACCUGAAAACAUUCCACGAUUAUCAGAAGCUGAUUUGAAAAGUAAGUUUUUUUCUGAAAAUGAAUUUUCAAAAAAUCCAAAUUUUCAGAUUAUUAUUACUCGCAAAUUUUCAUGGUAGCUAUUGCACUAGUUUUGUACAUCGGAACCAAUUUGCUAGCAAUUUACACAUUUUAUCAUCAUCGUUAUAUGUACAAAAGAGUUGUUGCUUGUCUUUGGAUUGUUGUUGGUGAGUUUUUUUUUCAAAUUUUUUUGAAAAGCAUAUUGAAAAUUGAGAAGCAUUCUCUGAAUUUAAAUAUUCCAAAAACUUGCUGUGAGGUUGAAAAAUCAAGGGAUCAAACACUUAAUUUUUAUAUUCCGAUCAAAAUUUCCGAAUAUCGAAAAUUAGGAAAAAAAAUUGAGCUCUAGAAUUUCAGACAGCGAAAAAAACGUUUUUAUAAAACAAUUUCCAGCAAUGUGCAUCUACGCAACCAUUGAAAUUGUCGCCAGCACUAUUGAAGAAUGGAAAACCGAUAUGAGAAACAAGGAACGAGAAAUCAACUUCACCUCCGAAGCUAACCGAUCUUCCGGUUAUUCAACGCGUUUAGCUCAAGUCACAAUGGGGAUUUGCGUGUUUGGAGCGAUUUGUUUUGCUCUUGGCUCACAUAAACAAAAGGGAGAAAAUGCUGCGACUGCUGAACUUGAAAUUGAAGAUCGAGAAUAUCAUAUUGGACGAUAA
This is a messenger RNA of Caenorhabditis angaria, 4440 nucleotides long. NCBI's taxonomy places the organism in Eukaryota, Metazoa, Nematoda, Chromadorea, Rhabditida, Rhabditidae. The record is from the annotation of a GenBank genome assembly.